AUGGUUGCCCCGCCGAAGCCCCGGCUCCUAUUCCGGACCCUGCUCCUGGCACUCUUUUUCCUCCCCCAGGCACGGCCGGCCGGCGUCUUCGAGCUGCAGAUCCACUCUUUCGGGCCGGGCCCUGGCCCCAGUGUUGUGCGGUCUCCGUGCAGCGCCCGGGGCCCCUGCCGUCUCUUCUUCCGGGUCUGCCUGAAGCCAGGGGUCUCCGAGGAGGCCGCCGAGUCCCCGUGCGCCUUGGGCGUAGCCCUGAGCGCGCGCGGGCCCAUCUACAGCCGGCAAUCCGGACCACCCACGUCUGACCUGCCGCUGCCUGACGGCCUUAUGCGCGUUCCUUUCCGCGAAGCCUGGCCGGGUACCUUCUCACUCAUCAUUGAGACCUGGAGAGAGGCGUUAGGAGAGCAGAUUGAAGGACCAGGCUGGAGCUUGCUGUCGCGCGUGGCUGGACGGUGGCGCUUGGCGGCCGGGGGCCCGUGGGCCCGGGACGUGCAGCGCGCAGGUGGCUGGGAACUGCGUUUCUCGUACCGCGCGCGCUGCGAGCCGCCGGCCGUCGGGGCCUCGUGCACGCGCCUCUGCCGUUCGCGCACUGCCCCCUCGCGGUGCGGCCCGGAACAGCGUCCCUGCGACCCUGUGGAGGACGAGUGCGCGGCACCGCUGACCUGCCGACCAGGCUGCAGCCCAGAGCAUGGCUUCUGCCAGCAGCCUGGUGAAUGUCAAUGCCUGGAGGGAUGGGCUGGGCCUCUCUGCAGCGUCCCAGUCUCCGCUAGCAGCUGUCUCGGCCCCAGGGGCCCAUCCUCCGCUACCACCGGAUGCUUCGCACCCGGACCUGGGCCCUGUGAUGGAAACCCAUGUGCCAAUGGGGGCAGCUGUAGUGAAACACCAGGCUCCUUUGAGUGCGCCUGCCCUCGUGGGUUCUAUGGGCUGCGGUGUGAGGUGAGCGGGGUGACAUGCGCAGAUGGACCCUGCUUCAACGGCGGCUUGUGUGUAGGGGGUGCAGACCCCGAUUCUGCCUACGUCUGCCACUGCCCGCCCGGCUUCCAGGGCUCCAACUGUGAGAAGAGGGUAGACCGGUGCAGCCUGCAGCCAUGCCGGAAUGGCGGGCUUUGCCUGGACCUAGGCUAUGCUUUGCGUUGUCGCUGCCGCGCAGGCUUCGCGGGUCCACGCUGCGAACACGACCUGGACGACUGCGCGGGACGCGCCUGCGCUAACGGCGGCACGUGCCUGGAGGGCGGCGGCGCGCGCCGCUGCUCCUGCGCGCUCGGCUUUGGCGGCCGCGACUGCCGCGAGCGCGCCGACCCAUGCGCCUCGCGUCCCUGCGCCCACGGCGGCCGCUGCUACGCCCACUUCUCCGGCCUCGUCUGCGCUUGCGCGCCCGGCUACAUGGGCGCGCGGUGCGAGUUCGCGGUUCGUCCCGAAGGCGCGGACGACCGUGUAGGAGCAUUACCGGUGGCCCAGUCGAACCCGAGGCAGGGAGACGCGCAGCGCUUCCUUUUGCCGCCGGCUUUGGGAUUGCUGGUGGCUGCGGGCUUGGCCGGCGCUGCGCUUUUGCUGGUUCACUUGCGACGCCGUGGCACUGGCCGGGAUACUGGGACUCGCCUGUUGGCGGGGACCCCGGAACCACCGAUCCACGCACUCCCCGAUGAGCUCAACAAUUUGCGGACGCUAGAGGAUUCCGGGGAUGGUUCCAGCCUGCCUACUAAUUGGAGUCGUCCUGAAGAUGGAGAUUCUCGAGCAAUUUAUGUCAUAUCUGCUCCUUCGAUCUAUGCCCCGGAGGCCUGA
Messenger RNA from Orycteropus afer afer, 1776 nucleotides. It is a transcript of the gene DLL3, whose product is annotated as delta like canonical Notch ligand 3. Lineage: Eukaryota; Metazoa; Chordata; Mammalia; Tubulidentata; Orycteropodidae. Gene Ontology annotation, cellular component: plasma membrane; protein-containing complex. The record is from RefSeq and is a predicted model, not a curated record. The coding region runs from base 1 to 1776 and encodes 591 amino acids. The transcript has 9 exons. Gene Ontology annotation, molecular function: calcium ion binding. Gene Ontology annotation, biological process: multicellular organism development; heterophilic cell-cell adhesion; Notch signaling pathway.